AUGUCGAAAAUUAUGAUGACAAUGGCUAUGUUUGGAAAUCUAAUAGUAUUCCUCUUAUGUUCCCCUUCAGUGGCUAUAUUAAUAAACAGGCUACCACUACCGUCACCAUUGACAGGCCCAGAGUCAAUCGCGUUUGACAGAAACGGCGGAGGGCCUUAUGUUGGUGUUUCUGAUGGAAGAAUUCUCAAAUAUGUAGGUCCAAACCAAGGUUUCCAGGAAUAUGCUUACACUUCGCCAAACAGGAACAAGACAAUUUGUGAUGGGCUUGCUGACUUCUCAACACUUCAAGCAUCUUGUGGGAGGCCUUUAGGAUUGCGGUUUAAUCAUCAGACAGGCGAGUUGUAUGCAGCCGAUGCAUAUUUUGGGCUCACCAAGAUUGGGCCAAAUGGAGGACCCCCAACCCAAUUCCUUUAUGGACCAGGCUAUCCUGCGUUUAAGUUUCUUGAUGGCUUGGAUGUAGAUAUCAACAAUGGAGUAAUUUAUUUUACUGAAGCUAGUGCUAAUUACCAGAUCAAAGAUUUCUAUGCAUUGGUAAGCAGCAGAGAUAGUUCUGGAAGCCUAUAUUCAUUUGAUCCAACCACCAACCAAACGAGAGCGUUGAUGAGGGGACUUGCUUUACCAAGUGGGGUAGCAGUAAGCAGAGACGGGUCAUUUGUCCUAGUCAGUGAAUUCUUGGCAAAUAGAAUCCAGAGAUUCUGGCUGAGGGGGCCAAAAACAAAUUCAUCUGAGAUAUUCUUGCAACUUUUGGGUAGCCCAGAUAACAUUAUGAGAAAUCCAAAUGGUCAAUUUUGGGUGGCAAUGAACAGGUUUAUAGGACCACGUCCACCUGCAAGGCCUACCAUUGUGCCUUCAGGGCUCAGAAUCAAUGAGAAUGGUAUGAUUUUACGAAGUGUGAUUCUUGCUCAGGAGUUUGGGAGUGAGGAGGUUAGUGAGGUUCAUGAGUCUAACGGGACACUCUAUUGUGGCUCCUUGCGUGCUCCCUUUGUUACCAUUUCAACUAUAGUUUAG
Molecule: messenger RNA, 1008 nt
Organism: Abrus precatorius (Indian licorice)
Lineage: Eukaryota; Viridiplantae; Streptophyta; Magnoliopsida; Fabales; Fabaceae
Product: protein STRICTOSIDINE SYNTHASE-LIKE 12-like
Exons: 4
Coding region: 1-1008 (335 amino acids)
Biological process (GO): biosynthetic process
Molecular function (GO): strictosidine synthase activity
Source: RefSeq, a predicted model, not a curated record